GGAGCCGCUGCAGGCUCAAUUUGUUUGCUCAUCAUUAGAGCAGCUUCUGUGGAAGAGUAGAGCUGAACAACAGGGGAGAUAAAAGGGAGGAAGACCUACCCUCCAGGGGAUUGUACUAGAGACAACAGGAACUAGGCUAUGUAAUAAGCUCAUCACUCUACUAUCUGACCCUAUACUGUAGUGUCGAUUUAGUUUGUCAGUAAAGGAGUACAACACUGGACUGGUCCUGGGACGGAGGUUGCUUUGAAAACAGAAGUCAUGGCAGGUCUCCAGGGAACUACCAAGGACCUUUAGGAGGUUUGGAGGACAAACCAGAAGGAUGGAGGAGGAAGCCCCAGUACCUGAUGCCCAAGACUUUCAUGCCCCAGAAGCCCCCGCAGAGGCCCCUGACUUAGAGGCCCCAGAAGAUCCCCCUGUAGAGAGUGGUGUGUCGGCCGGAGGAGUUCCACCAUCCAGAGACAGCCGUAAACUGGACUGUAUCAUCUGCUUCUGUGCCUUCAACCUGGCUGAGAGGCUGCCACGCAAGCUGUACUGCGGCCACACCUUCUGCCAGGCCUGCCUGAGACGCCUUGACACUAUCCUCAAUGAGCAGAUGUGGAUCCCCUGUCCACAAUGCCGGCAGAACACUCCGCUACCUCGCGGGGGAGCUACAGCCCUGGACCUGGACCUAGCAGCCUUCCUGGGGGUCAAGGCUGACUUGGACAGCCAGAGGUCCAGCCACCAGCAGGGAGGAAGAGAACUUGGCAACCAGCUGGAGCUAAAGCCCUCCUUUGGGAAGCAGCCCAUCAUAGAGCAGCCUCAGGCCACCUGGAACCAUGGAGGACUGGCUGAGCCUCGCUUCCACAGGAGCCCUUGCUGCAGGCGCUUCUUCUGCUGCUGGUGGUGCUGCUAGGAUGCCCAGUCAUGUAUGAAUGACAAGAGUUUUUAAAGCAUCUGGGCAACAGUUUUCCCAUUACAGUGCCAGCUGUAAUUGAUUAUAGGAAUGCCUGGGCUUCCAAGGCUAAAACAAUGGAAAAUAUAGGUUAUAACUAGGGCCUGACUGCGUUAUCUGACCAAAGAAAAAUGUACUACUGAAAAAAAAACACUACUGGGGAUAAGUGUUCACGAGACUGACAAAGUUGUGUGGGGGACAACAUUUUUUCCCCACAUCGUGGGAGAAAGAACGUUUCAGCACUCACAAUGGGACGCUGGAUAAAGACCUCAAUGACCUCACCUACAACCGAAAGACUCCUCUACUGCCUCCUUUCAACUAUGCAGUUGGACAUAUAGGCUAUUGGUACCUUGAUUGUUGAAAGUCCAUUAUUUUAUACACACUUCGUUGAGUUAUAGUAUAAUUUAUCUAGCCGCUCUAGAAUCUCCCAUUAGUGUUCAAUUUGGUUGAGAUCUGGUGACUGAUAGUCAUCAAACCAUUCAGUGACCACUCGUGCCCUGUGGAUGGGGCAUUGUCAUCCUAUAGUAAGCCAUGGUAGCUCAAAUAUAUGCCUGUCCAACAUUUUUAUGCAUGACCCUUAAUUAA
Messenger RNA from Oncorhynchus keta (chum salmon), 1516 nucleotides. RefSeq names its product RING finger protein 224-like. The record is from RefSeq and is a predicted model, not a curated record. The coding region runs from base 320 to 892 and encodes 190 amino acids. The transcript has 3 exons. NCBI's taxonomy places the organism in Eukaryota, Metazoa, Chordata, Actinopteri, Salmoniformes, Salmonidae.